This is a messenger RNA of Polistes dominula (European paper wasp), 4654 nucleotides long. RefSeq lists its product as uncharacterized. The record is from RefSeq and is a predicted model, not a curated record. Lineage: Eukaryota; Metazoa; Arthropoda; Insecta; Hymenoptera; Vespidae.
CAGCAGUUUCAGUGCUAUUAGUGACGCCGCGUAACGUCGAGCCACAGAAAAAUGUUUCGAAUGUGGUUGUGAAUACGUAACAUAGAGUUUUAAGUAAAAAGAAGUUUGAUACAAUGUUGCCUUAAUUUAAAUUUAUUAAAUAGUGAUUCCGUAUUAUGUAGUGAAGCAUUUAUUAUUUUUCUUUUCAUAGCUAGUAAAUGUUUUAUGCAUAAACAUGGAUGAUAAAAGUGCUAUUACUUAUAAAAAUGUAUAAUCACAGUACUUUUCGUUCAGCGAAUCAUUAUUUGAAUUAAUAAAAGAAUGCAUCACGCAUAUUCCUCCAAAAAAGGAGAUUCUCUUUGCCCUCUUGGUUUCCAUCCUCAGGUUCGAUGGCCAACACGAUGCAAACGAUGCUUCAGAGAUUACAAAGAUCAUGGUGAAAAAAGAGGUAACUUAAGAGAUGUAACAUCAUCGACGCCUAAUCUUUCAUUACAUAGUUCAUCAGAGCGCGAUGGAAAGAGAUCUUGGGCAUCAACGACAAAUUUGACCAAAAAUGAUCUUCGAUCAUCCAACUUGGAUUCUUCGCUUAAUUCUGUAUCAACGUCUAAUUUUUCUACUAGCGCUAAUCAACUUAAUGAUGUCUCAGAAUUGCAGAAUAAAAAUACAGCAAAAGAUAAAAGGCUUUCUUUAAUAGGUGAAAAUUCUAGUUCUAAAAGUCAAUUAUAUGAUUCAACAUCAAAAUUACAGAUCAAAGAAGUUAUUAAAAACAAUGAAAAUACUGCAGGAAAUGAUGUGGAAUUUAUUAUUCAGGUGAAAAAAUCUCCUACGAAAACUGUAUCAGUAAAUGAAAUUCAAAGGCUGGAAAAUGGCGUGGAAGAGAGUGAAAUUAAAAAAUUAAGAAAAGAUUUAAAUGAAAUGAAAGAAAAAUGUCAGAGAUUAGAAAAAGAAAAAAGUGAAAUAUUACUGCGUCGUUUAAGUACUAUGGAUACAAUAUCGAAUAAAACAUCUGUGAGUGAAGUAAUUAAAUUAGAAAAGACAAUAAAAGUUCUUACAGAAGAAAAGUCUAUGUUAUUAUCAAAAAUAAGAGACUUAGAAAAUGAAGCACGUUAUAAGUUAAAUAGACGUGAUACAGAUAAAUCAACGGAAGAUUUAAAAUCUAAAUUAAAAGCAGCAGAAACUCUUUGCGAAUCUUUGAUGGAUGAAAAUGAAGAUAUGAAAAAAGAAAUCCGAGAAUUAGAAGAAGAAAUAUGUGAAAUGCAAGAUAAUUUUAGGGAGGACCAAGCAAAUGAAUAUACGAACUUACGAAAAUCUUUAGAACAAUCAAAUAAAAACAGUCGGAUUCUUUCAUUUAAAUUAAGAAAAUUAGAAAGAACAACAGAACAAUUGCAAAAAGAAAAAAAUGAUUUUGAAAAAAGAUUACAAGAGGUGAGAAAAAUAGAGGAGAUGUUGAUGAAAAUAAACAACGAUUCUAAAAAAAGAACUGAUUUAAAACCUACAGAACUUGGAACGAAAGUACAAUUUAAAAAAACGGUGGAUGAUAUGCAGAAACAAAUAGAUAAUAUUAUUACACUUUUUGCUAAUAUUAACGAUGGUAAAGAAAUAGAUAUUACUCGUGAGAAAAACAAUGAGAAUACUAUGAAAUAUGACGCUCUAUUACGGGAUUAUGAAUUAAUAAAACAAAAAUUAGAAGAUACUUCUAAGGAAUUGAUUAAAGAAAAAGAAAAAGGAAAAAAUAAAGAAAAAGACAAAGACAAAGACAAAGACAAAGACAAAGACAAAGACAAAGAUAAAGAUAAACAUCUGAAAAAAAAAUUGGAUUAUACUGUAACGUCUAGAGAAACAGAAAAAAAAGCAUGGGAAGAGGAAAAAGAAAAACUUAAGUCAGAAUUAUUAGCAUUAUCGUUUGAAAAGCUUAAAAUUUAUAAAGAAUUGGAAAAGUUAAAGAAAGAUACUGAAGCCAUAAGGUCAUCUGAAAAAGAGUAUACAAACAAGAUUAAAAGAUUAGAGACAACAGCUAAUGAUUUGAAGAAAGAAUUAUCUCAAGAAAAGAAGAAGUGCACUGAAAUACAAAAUGAUUUAUCAUCGUGUACUCAACGGGAAGCAAAUAUGACAGAAACAAUAUCAAAUAUAGAACAGACCAAAAAUCAACUUGACAAGGAAGCAAAACAUUUAAAAGAAGAAUUGGAAAGUCUUAGGCGUUCAUCCGCAACACAAAUAGCGGAUUUAAAAAUGGAGCUUACAAAUGUUAAGAAAGAUAAAGACAAAUUAACUGCUGAAAUAAAAAAAGAAAAAUCUACUAAAGAGUCUGAAAUAGCAUCUCUUAAAAGCAAAAUAACAUCUUUAGAAAAAAGUGGUUUAGAUGCUACUAAAAUUAAAGAAAUGAAAGCAAAUUAUUCUGAUAAAAUUUCAAAGCUUACAAAUGAAAUAGAAAAAAUGAAUGCGGACUAUGAUAAAUUAAAUGAAAAGAAUAAAGCAUUAGUAGUUUUAAAAGAAAAGAUUGAAGAAGAGAAUCAAUCUGUAAACAGUAUAUUAUUGCAGUAUAAAAAUGAUUUAAAUAAAAAUCAAACAGAAAUAAAAUCACUUCAAGAUUUAAUAAAAGAAAAAGAAAAUAAAUGGCAAAUAGAAAAAUCUAGCUUUGAGAAACGUAUUCAAGAAUACGAAGCAUUAUCCCAUAAGCCUUUAAUUAAUGACUUAAGAACUGAAAUUAAUAGCCUGAAAAAAGAGAAUGAUGUAAUGUUGAAAAGAUUAGAUAAUGCAAGAGAAGUAAACGAAGAUUUAGUUAAUAAAUUAAAAGAUUACGAUGCUGUAUCCAAAGCUCAUCAAGUGUUAUCAGCCGAUACAACGUCUCUUGAAUCAGAAAUACAGAAAUUAAAAACUAAUUUGACCAAUGUUGAGAAAGCGAAAAAAGCGGAUAUAGCACAAUGUAAAAUGCAUUAUGAACACAGAAUUACAGCAAUUAGUGAUGAAAUGCAAUCAUUACAAAAUCAAUUGUCACGUUAUAAACGUGAACGAGACACGUAUAAGCAUAUGUUGGAAGGUGCCCAAAGGACAAUUGCAGAUCUAAAGUCAGUUAGACAACGUAAACAAUCUUAUACAAAUUCUGAAAAAUCAGAUGAGGAUGAAGAAUCCUCUAAGGCUAAUAUUACAGUUUUAGAGCAACAAAUUAGUUGCAUGGAAGAUGAACUUUCAGAAACUAAACUUGAAUAUUCUAGAUUGAAGACGUCAUUGGUUUCCGAGAAAUCAGCUUGGAAUAUUAAAUUAUCUGAAAUGCAAUCUCGAAUUAAUGAGCUUGAAGAAGAACGUAUUCUUUCGAGUGGACGAUCAAAAAUUCCAGGCGUUAAAGUACGUAUGGAAUUAGCUUGGCAAAAGGAAAGAAAAGAACAACAAAGAUUAUUAGAAGAAACAGCUACUCUUGCAAGAGAUUUGAGGCAAACAUUGUUCGAGAUUGAAAGAGAACGUGCUAAGGAACGUCUUGAAAAUAAAAGAAAGCAAGAUCAAUUAAAGAAAGCAUUUGACGAAGAAAAAGAAGAAAAUAAGAAAAAAUUAAUAGAAUUACAAUGUGAUUUAUUGGAACUGCGAGAUGCUCACGCGAAAUUAAGAACAAGUAACGAGAGAAUGAGACGCGAAAAGGAACGUCAUGAAAAAGAAAGACAAGACUUGAAGAAUGAAAUAUUACGUCAACGAGAAUUAGAUAAUACCGAAGUGAAGAAUAUAAAUAUGUUGUUAAGACAAGUAGAUGAUCUUCAAAAACUAUUUCCAGAAUUAAAUAAUGCGUAUACUUCAGAAAAAUCAGAAAUAUACACGCCAACACCACCGAGAAGAUUAAAAGGUCCUAAAUCAAGAGAAUCAUCACCUAUGCUCGAUACGAAAAAUGAUAUUAAAGAUAAAACCGGUUCUAUGCAGCAUUUGGAAAAUAGAACAGAAAAAUUAGAAUACACCAUAAAGAAAUUAAUGGAUGUAGCAAAAGAGCUUAAAGAAUCAAAGAAAACCUUGGAUAACAUGAGUGCUAAACAGUUGAUGAAACUUAGUAAAAGAUCAACAUCUGUAGAUAAUACAACGAGAAGAGGCACGAGUCCUAAUCCUUCCAAACCACGUUUGAAAGUAAAAAGCUUAUCUUUAGAACAAACAACAGGAGGAGGAAGCAUAGAUUCUCAAAAUGUUUGGGGUACUGAUAGUAACAUGUCCAGUUUACAAUCGUUGGAAUCCAAUCCACGAGCAUUUACUUCACAACGGGAUUCUAGUGUGGAUAGUCGUUUAUCUGGCGAUUCCACGAAGAGUGAAAUGUUACAUCGAGAGAAAAAAUACAAUAAAGGUAUAAUCGGAAAAAUUCGAACUAAACUUGUUAAAUCUAGUAGUGUUGACGAAGCAAACAUGAAUUUAGACUAUCGAACUUCAGGCUCUGAAAUGAGCAUUAAUGAAGAUGUCAAAGAAGAAAAGAAAAAAUUAAAAAAGAAAUUAUCUGACAUGUUUAAAAGAGGUAACAGAAGCAGCAGCACUAGCAAGAAGUCUGAUGGUGGAGAUUCCAGCAGACCACCUUCAAGAAAUUCAACAACAUCCAAAACAUAACUUUAUACUAUUAUAUUUUUGAACUGUACAAUUCUCUUAUUUAUAAAAUCGGUUGCAGCGUGUCAAAAGUUAUCAUUAAACGUACCGAGACUUAAUAUAUACCUGAACU